Messenger RNA from Fragaria vesca subsp. vesca, 1566 nucleotides. RefSeq names its product 5'-3' exonuclease-like. Lineage: Eukaryota; Viridiplantae; Streptophyta; Magnoliopsida; Rosales; Rosaceae. The transcript has 6 exons. The record is from RefSeq and is a predicted model, not a curated record. Gene Ontology annotation, molecular function: 5'-flap endonuclease activity; DNA binding. Bases 5 to 1069 code for a protein of 354 amino acids. Gene Ontology annotation, biological process: DNA replication, Okazaki fragment processing.
CCAAAUGGUACAAGUUUCAGUUCAUAUCAAUCCCUUUCUUCCUGCAACCCCGCAUCUUCCAACCCGUCGAAAUCUAACAUGGAAAAUCAGUGAAGCUAAUUCCUCGUCUUCUCCUGCUUCUAGUAGUUGUGGGUAUAGCUACGAUAAACAAAGGACUGAUGGUCAACUAGUAUUGCCAAAGAAGAAGAGAAGCCGGGUGUUCUUUCUAGAUGUUAAUCCUCUGUGCUAUGCUGGAAGUAAACCCAGCUUACACUCUUUUGCUAACUGGGUCUCCUUAUUUUUCAACCACGUCAGCCUCUCUGACCCUGUCAUCGCUGUUGUUGAUGGUGAAAGAGGAAGCGAGCACCGCCGGCAGUUGCUGCCUUCGUAUAAAACACACAGGUGGAAAUUGUCAAGACAGUUUUCAAAAGGUCAUGUUGGAAGGUCACAUGGACUCAUCACUGAUGUUUUUACAAAAUGCAAUGUGCCUGUCAUAAAAAUAGAUGGCCAUGAAGCUGAUGAUGUUAUAGCUACUCUUGUGGAACAAGUUCUACAAUUAGGAUAUCAAGCUGUGAUUGCGUCUCCUGAUAAAGAUUUUAAGCAAUUGCUUUCAGAGGAUGUCCAAAUCGUUAUGCCCCUGGACGAUUUAGAGCGCUGGUCCUUUUACACCCUUAAGCACUACAUGGCUCAGUAUAAUUGUGAUCCGUGCUGUGAUUUGAGCCUCAGAUGCAUUGUGGGAGAUCAGGCUGAUGGUGUUCCUGGGAUCCAACAUCUGGCUCCUGGGUUUGGUCAGAAGACUGCCCUGAAGCUCUUGAAAAAACAUGGCUCAUUGGAAAAUUUACUGAACAUAGCUUCAGUAAGAACUGUGGGCAGACAGUAUGCGCAAGAUGCUCUUACAAAGUAUGCGGAUUAUCUACGAAGGAACUAUGAGAUUCUUGCCCUUAGAAGGGAUGUCAAUGUUCAACUUAAAGAGGAGUGGCUUGUUCCAAGAGACACAAGCAACGAUUCAAAUACUUUGUCCAACUUCUUUAAAUUCUUGGAAGAAACUAAGGAGUUCAUUCAUCAAAAUGGAUCUAUUUCAAAUGGCUAAGUUAAUAGGUUUUCUUUUGCCAGUGACACGAAUAGAAGUGUCCAAGUGCCCAAGAUGCCAACAGGGCUUUGCUUUCAUUCUUUUCAAAAACUAGGUACUACAGUCAGUAAUAUGAUAAAUGUACGGAUUAUACUGAUGAAGUUUUGACCGUUUUGAAUUUAUAAAAUUUACGUAGUACCCCAACAGACGAGCACAAGGCAUUCAAAGAUGGAUUGUCGAGUGGACUACACCUGUGAUUUACCUCUUGUUUCAUUUUCUUUUCCAUGCCUGUUCAACUAACUGUCCAUUGCUUUUAUUUGUUUUCGACAAAGAGAAAUUGCAAUUAGACUGUUAAAAUCACCAAUAUUAACAGGAUGCUUGUAACGUGAACGAGGAAAAGCAUAAAAUCAUAGGCAAACCAAAGGAAUAUCUCUGGACGUGGAUUCAGGAAAGCAGACUAGUAACAAGCAACCAAGAUGAAAAAACUUAAUGGCAACCAUACUUGUAACAAUGGAAUG